Toxotes jaculatrix (banded archerfish) is the source of this 2366-nucleotide messenger RNA. RefSeq names its product acyl-CoA dehydrogenase medium chain (gene acadm). Gene Ontology annotation, molecular function: medium-chain fatty acyl-CoA dehydrogenase activity; flavin adenine dinucleotide binding. Gene Ontology annotation, cellular component: mitochondrion. The transcript has 12 exons. The record is from RefSeq and is a predicted model, not a curated record. Bases 121 to 1395 code for a protein of 424 amino acids. Lineage: Eukaryota; Metazoa; Chordata; Actinopteri; Toxotidae. Gene Ontology annotation, biological process: fatty acid beta-oxidation; medium-chain fatty acid catabolic process.
CGCGGAGAUGUGCCACGUGACCAAAUCCCGCUGCUGUGAUUGCCUGAGACGGCCUUCAUUUGGAAGUGGGUCAAAGGUAGUCGUCAGGUUUGUGCUGCUGGAAGGACGUGUGUCAGAACAAUGCUGUUCAACAAGGUGCUCAGAGCCACCGUGCGGUCUGGGAUCCGGCUGCAGAGCUCCAGUGCUACUGCAGCCAGCGCUAAAGCGUCUUCCAGUGGCCACUCAUCAUCCCUCGGCUUCUCUUUUGAGCUGACUGAUCAGCAGAAGGAGUUCCAGGAGCUGGCGAGGAGGUUUGCACGUGAAGAGAUCAUCCCUGCUGCACCUACUUAUGACAGGAGUGGUGAAUAUCCUUUCCCCAUCAUCAAAAAAGCAUGGGAGCUUGGUCUGAUGAACAGCCACAUUCCACACGAAUAUGGUGGAAUGGGCUUGUCAAUCUUUGAUAGCUGCCUCAUCACAGAAGAGCUGGCUUACGGCUGCACGGGAGUACAGACUGCUAUAGAAGCAAACUCUCUGGGACAAAUGCCUGUUAUUAUUGCUGGGAAUGAUGCACAGAAGAAGAAAUACCUGGGAAGAAUGACGGAAGAGCCUUUUAUGUGUGCGUACUGUGUCACAGAGCCCGGGGCGGGCUCUGAUGUGGCCAACAUCAAGACCCGAGCUGUGAAGGUGGGUGAUGAGUAUGUUGUCAACGGGCAGAAGAUGUGGAUCACAAACGGUGGGAAAGCUAACUGGUACUUCCUCCUGGCACGCACUAACUCAGACCCCAAAUGUCCAGCUAGCAAGGCUUUUACUGGCUUCAUUGUGGAGGCUGACACUCCAGGAAUUCAAAUUGGAAGGAAGGAGAUGAACAUGGGCCAGAGGUGCUCUGAUACCAGAGGCAUCACCUUUGAGGAUGUGAGGAUACCGAAGGAGAACGUCCUGAUUGAAGAGGGAGCUGGAUUCAAAAUUGCCAUGGGUGCAUUUGACAACACUAGGCCACCAGUGGCAGCAGGAGCAACAGGCCUGGCACAGAGAGCACUUGAUGAAGCUACCAAUUAUGCACUGGAGAGGAAGACCUUUGGCAAAGUUAUCGCUGAGCACCAGGCCGUGUCGUUCCUUCUGGCCGAGAUGGCGAUGAAGGUGGAGCUGGCCAGGAUGGCGUACCAGCGGUCAGCCUGGGAAGUGGACCAGGGCCGCAGAAACACCUACUAUGCCUCCAUUGCCAAGGCCUUUGCUGGAGACAUCGCCAAUCAGGUGGCCACUGACGCUGUUCAGGUAUUUGGAGGCAACGGGUUCAACAGCGAAUACCCAGUAGAGAAGCUGAUGAGAGACGCCAAGAUCUACCAGAUCUACGAGGGAACAGCUCAAAUCCAAAGAAUCAUCAUUGCCCGAGAACACCUGGGAAGAUUCAAGAAAUGAACUCUUCACACCUGACUUAUCCUCGUUCAGAUGUAGUUUGUUGUAACUUUUCUAUACAUAUUCAUGAAAAUAGAUCCGGCCACUUAAACUCAGGAGAGAGUGCAAAAUGUUGUUUUGCCUUAAUGCUGUUUCAUCCUGCCUUGCUUCUUCAGACUGAUCCAGAUCCCGAGUUGGCAGACUUCAGUCUACACUCCCUUUGAAAUAAUGCCAUGAUUCAUUCAGUUAAUUGUUUAAUGGAGCUAUCAGGUGAACCUUGUCAACUCAUUAAGUCACAAAAUAUGACAUGACCAUGUCCUGUUUACCUUGUUUACCAGGUAUUACCAGGCAUUCAGGUGAUCAUCUCCCACUUGUAAAUAUAUCACAUGAAAUAGACCAUUUAAAAAUCCUCUGCAGGUUGUAAAUAAUGCCAGUCAGGCACAAACGCCACUGCUUCUGAUAGCAGCCUGGAUAUGGUGCUAAAUCCCAGUGCAUUACAAAAUAAAUGCUGUAUUUAUUUAGCGUUAGCUCGGUAACCUAUUUGCCAGUUGUCCAUCAUUUAUUAAAGUGUAAAGUUCAUAUCUGGUAUUAAAGUUUGUUGUCUUUUUGAGGACAAGUUACUGAUGGUAAACUUGGACAUAUUUGACUUUAUAAGUUGACAAGGGCAGCCCGAACACACGCCAUUUGUUGUUUUUUUUUUUUUUUUUUUUUUUUUUUCUUGGGAGGUGAGAUUGUCUCAUUUUGGGGAGGAGGCACAAGUUCAGCCUGACUUUCAGCCUUACACUGUGUGUUGCAGCACUUAGUUGUUGAUUUCGGUCUUAGUCUCCAAUCUGACUGGCAAUAAAAGCAUGUAAAGUCAAAGAUGAUGGUGAUUAGGUCCACUUCAUGCCUUAUUCUGCCUCUCGACAUACUUGUAGUGUUUGGCUGUUCUUGACAUUCUUCGCCCAUUCAAAAAAAAAAAAAAAAAAAAAUUAAACUUACAAAAUAACUAAUUA